Messenger RNA from Panonychus citri (citrus red mite), 2130 nucleotides. RefSeq names its product cytochrome P450 4V2-like. The transcript has 4 exons. The coding region runs from base 134 to 1663 and encodes 509 amino acids. The record is from RefSeq and is a predicted model, not a curated record. Gene Ontology annotation, molecular function: monooxygenase activity; oxidoreductase activity, acting on paired donors, with incorporation or reduction of molecular oxygen; heme binding. NCBI's taxonomy places the organism in Eukaryota, Metazoa, Arthropoda, Arachnida, Trombidiformes, Tetranychidae.
UUAAUAAUUAUCAGUUCAAUCGAAGUGCUCAGAUAGUUAAGAUUAGUUUUUCUUAUCUUAAUAAGUUAAUGUUGAUCAACUUUGAUGAUAAAUUGUCAAUGAAAGUGUACAAAAUACACGAAAAAGUAUAAUCAUGUUUGACAAUUAUUUAAAUUUCAUCAAUUUAAUUGUGAUUUUAUUGAGUUUUUUUGUGGUGAAAAAACUUUUCGAUUUCAUCAGAUAUUUAAAGCCUUUUUUGAAACUUCCAAAGGAUCCAGAGUGUUCAUUCUUGUUCGGUGAUCUACCUAAAUUUAAAUCUGCUUUUUGGAAUACGAAAUUGACCUCAGUUUAUUUAACCAAGUAUUUAAUUGAAAAUGCUGCUUAUCAUCAAAUUAAAUCCGGUGUUCAUGUAUUUUGGCUCGGGUGGUGGCCCUUUGUUUUCAUUAAUGAUCACAAGUCUGUUGAGGCGUUGAUUAGUAAAAGUCACAUAACUAAGCCCUAUUUAUAUAGAUUUAUUGGACUAAAGGAAGGGUUGGUCACUUCGAAAGGUGAAAAGUGGAAAAUGCGACGAAAAAUGAUUGAACCUUUUUUUGUUAGUAAACAACAGAAAAGAUUUGCAGUAACUAUGGACGAAGUGUUUGAUUCGUUGAUAAAUAAGGACGAUUUUUGUGAAGAGGGAAAAUAUUCAACUCUAGCGGAUCAAAUUCAUCUAUCAACAUUCAAUAUCGUUUUUAAAGUAACCGCAGAUUUACCGAUAGAUGUUGAAAUAGAGGAAAAACUUCAUGUUAUAGAAGCCAUCGAAUUCAUGGAAAUGAUAACAAUAGAGAGAAUGUGUAAUCCUCUUUAUUGGAGCGAUCAAAUUUUCUAUUUAACAAAAUUGGGUAAAAAGGUUAUAAGAAUGACCAGUAGAGCUUACAAAUUCGUAGAAAAUGCUAUUAUCAGAAAUUUAGAUGAAAACUCCAAUGAAAUCGAUCAGUCUGAUAAGUCGAGCGCGUUUUCAUCAUUCAAUUUGGUGAAUAUGUUAUCUAGUUCUAGCAGAGGUAAAAUCGAUUUAGAAGGAAUCAGCGAAGAGUUGACUACAACGGCUGCAGCGGGACAUGAGACCACGGCCACUGCUCUCAACUUGACACUAUUCAUCUUGGGAAAUCGUCUGGAGAUCCAAGAAAAGUUGUACCAAGAAAUUUCAUCGGUGUUUGAUGACAAUGAAUCUGUGAAUGAUAUUGAAAAGGUAAAUAAGUGCGAGUAUCUUGAUAAGUGUAUCAAAGAGUCAAUGAGACUUUACCCGCCAAUACCGAAGGUCGCAAGACAAUUGGAUGAGCCAAUGGAGAUUAAUGGUUAUUAUCUACCGAAAGGAUCUGCAAUCGGAUGUAACAUGUUCAGUAUCCAUCGAGAUCCUCGAAUUUAUCCCAACCCGACCGAAUAUGAUCCAGAGCGUUUUGACCCUUCAAAUUUACCAAACAUUCCCAAAGGAGCUUAUAUACCUUUCGGAGUGAUGCCAAGAAAUUGUAUCGGUUAUCGAUUUGCUUUAAUCGAAAUGAAAAUUUUUCUUAUUCAUUUGAUAAGAAGAUAUGAAAUUUUCUCAGCCAAGAAACUCGAAGACGUUUCUUUUAAGAUGGAAUUCACUUUAAAACCUUCAUGUCCAUUGAAAAUUAUGCUCCGCAAACGUAUCAUUGAUGGUGAUUAAUGCAACAAGAAAUUUAAAAUCAUAGAGAUCCAAUAAUCACCAGGUUAUGUUAAUAGUUUUGUAAACAAAGUUUAUAUUAUUAAUAAAAUACAAUCUUAAUUGUUAGGAUAAAAAAGUGAACAAAUGAAUCUAAUUGUUAUCUCAUAAUUUAAGUUCGGAUAAUUUAACAGUAAUAGAGACGAGGGCCAAAAAGUUUAUGAAAUAAAAUUUGCUCCGUUUCGUUAAUCAAUUUUUGAUAAAAAAUUCAAGUGCUUAUAACUUCAAUCUUUCAAUCCACUAUUUGCGAAACGGAAACGGAAAACAAGUUAGCUAAAAAGUAAUAAUUUCUCACAAAUACUCUUGAUUGUUGUGGUUUAAUGCAAGUCACUAAAUACAAAUUGUUAUUUAUCGAAAUAAACGAUUCACGACAUUAUGUCAGAAUCUUUUCAUGUUGAUCUUUCCAUCGGAAUAUGUUAUCAUCAAUCUAA